Molecule: messenger RNA, 2951 nt
Organism: Cuculus canorus (common cuckoo)
Lineage: Eukaryota; Metazoa; Chordata; Aves; Cuculiformes; Cuculidae
Gene: RCC1
Product: regulator of chromosome condensation 1
Exons: 10
Coding region: 451-1716 (421 amino acids)
Cellular component (GO): cytoplasm
Molecular function (GO): guanyl-nucleotide exchange factor activity
Source: RefSeq, a predicted model, not a curated record
GGGGAGGGGCUCUGGAUCAGGGAGAGGAUGACGGGGAACGGUUUUCAGCUGAAAAGAGGGGAGAUUGAGAUGAGAUCUUGGGGAGAAAUGUUUUCCUGUGGGGGUGGGGAGGCCCUGGCCCAGGUUUCCCAGAGAAGCAGUGGCUGCCCCAUCCCUGGAGGGGUUCCAGGCCAGGUUGGAUGGGGCUUGGAGCCCCUGAUCCAGUGAGAGGUGUCCCUGCCCAUGGCACAGGGUGGAACCAGAUAGGCUUUGAGGUCCCCUCCAACCCAAACCAUUCCAUGAUUCUAUGUAAUGCCUGGUUGUCCUGGGAGCUGUUCCUCUGCCAGAGAAAGCAGAUGCUUGGGGCAAAAUAACAGCAGCUGCGCUCUUACAAAUGCUCAGUUUAAAAAGCCCUUUUCUUGAGCGGAGCUUGGGGCUUCUCCUAAAGAAAAUGGAUGUAUCCAAGACACUAUGCCAGGGAAGCGCACUGCGAAGAAGAGCCCAGUGGCAGCAGAAGAGUCUCCUGGAAGGAAGAAGUUUAAAGUCUCCCACCCAUCUCACCGGACACAGCCUGGGCUGGUGCUGACGCUGGGGCAGGGAGAUGUCGGCCAGCUGGGCCUCGGGGAGGAUGUGAUGGAGAGGAAGAAGCCAGCCCUGGUGCCGUUGCCAGAGAUGAUUGUGCAGGCAGAAGCCGGAGGGAUGCACACGGUGUGCCUCAGCCAGACAGGAAAAAUCUACACCUUUGGCUGCAACGAUGAAGGUGCCCUUGGGCGCGACACCUCAGCAGAAGGGUCAGAGACCACACCAGGGCUGGUGGAGCUGCAGGAAAAGGUGGUGCAGGUCUCUGCGGGGGACAGCCACACCGCUGCGCUGACGGACGAUGGCAGGGUUUUUGUCUGGGGCUCUUUCCGGGAUAACAACGGGGUGAUUGGCUUGCUGGAGCCCAUGAAGACGAGCUCCGUUCCGGUGCUGCUCCAGCUCGGUGCGCCUGUCGUUAAAAUUGUCUCAGGGAAUGACCACCUAGUCAUGCUGACGGUGGACGGUGACCUCUUCACAUGUGGCUGUGGCGAGCAGGGCCAGCUGGGGCGAGUGCCGGCGCUCUUUGCCAACCGAGGAGGAAGGAAAGGGCUGCAGCGCCUGCUGGUCCCUCAGUGCGUCCCUGUCAGAGGCAAAGGCAACAGAAGCAAAGUCCGCUUCCAGGAUGCCUUUUGUGGAGCUUACUUCACCUUCGCCGUCACGCAGGAGGGACACAUCUAUGGGUUCGGCCUCUCCAACUACCACCAGCUGGGGACCCAGGGCACCGAGCCCUGCUUCUCCCCGCAGAACCUGACGUGCUUCAAGAAUUCCACGAAGUCCUGGGUUGGAUUUUCUGGCGGGCAGCACCACACGGUGUGCGUCGACUCGGAGGGUAAAGCCUACAGCCUGGGCAGGGCCGAGUACGGCCGGCUGGGCCUUGGGGCAGGGGCCGAGGAGAAAAGCACACCCACGGUCAUCUCAGAGCUCCCCAGCAUCUCUUCCGUCGCAUGUGGCGCAUCUGUUGGCUACGCUGUCAGCACUGAUGGACGAGCGUUUGCCUGGGGCAUGGGCACCAACUACCAGCUGGGCACGGGGGAGGAGGACGAUGUCUGGAGCCCCGUGGAGAUGACGGGCAAGCAGCUGGAAAACCGCACGGUCCUGGCCGUGUCCAGCGGCGGCCAACACACAGUGCUGCUGGUCAAGGACAAGGAGCAGAGUUGAUGAAGCGACAGCGCACAGCUGAGCCCAGCGGGAUGCCGGGAUCCAUGCACACCCCCCCACCUUCCUCCUGGGUCGGGCGACCGGUUUCCAGCUCUACGUUCCCUGCUGAUGGUGGUGGAGAGGGCAGGAGGCUCCUGGAGCCGGGUCCUGGCAGCGUCUGCGUGGCUGGAGCAGGGCUCUUCAGGGAUGCUCAUGUUUUCUCCCUGCAAGCGUGUGUCUGUCUUCCCGUGGUGCCUGGUGCUCUGUCAGCUCCUCCAGGUCUGCUUGGUCCUAAACUGAUCUCAGUGCUGUGGCUGGAUGGGUUUUCCAUUUCUCAUUUGUGUUUUUUUCAGUAGUUCCAAGCCUGGCAAAACCAAGAGCCUUGUUCUUCACUAAAGAAAACAGUUUGGGCAUUAAGCUUUCUGAGAUCCCCCUAUUUCCCCAGUCUUUGGGUGCUCCCCCCAUCCCUUUAACCUGGACAUUUUUUACCUCUCUGACUUGGAUUUGUCGCUCCCCACCCUCCAAACCUCUCUGGGCUCAGUCUGAGGGAGAUCUCAGGCCAGCAGAACUGCUCCCGGGGAGCUCUCUUCUCACACUUGAGCCUGUGGUGGAGAGGGGAAUGCUGCUGGAGAAUGCCCAGCCUGUGCCGCACACAGAGCUGCGGCUGCUGGAAAAGGGGGGCUCCUGCCUCCCACCCAUCACCACUUGUGGGUCUGAGCCGGUUCUUCUGCUUCUGCCUGGAGCAGCCACCUCCAGCACUGCUUUUUGCAGUCCCAGCCACUUUUGCUCUUUCCCAUUGCCUUCAGAAAGCUGAAAAACUCCACCCCAUGGUUGAGGACUUUGUUAUUUUAACUUUUUCUCUUCCCUUCGCUGAGGAAAGAGCUUCAUUUGCUGUUAGGGCCUCACUGAGAAGACAGAACCAAAACCCAGCUAUGCAGCGAAUCGCUCGGAACAACGGGAAUUCCUCCUCCUUGUCGCCUCGGAGCUCGCUCUCUGCGCCCGGCCUGCCCCAUCUUCUCUUUCCGUGCUGCCUUCCAGGUACCGGGAGUGAGAAGCGGGUCUGCAAAGUUUCAAUUUUAUACGUUAAGUUAUAGCAGUAGGGGGAAGGUGUGUGCGGGGCUUGUACAAUGGAUCAGAACAGGUUAGAUUUUUUUAAAAGAAAAUGUAAAGUUAUUUUGGUUGAUUAAUUCAGGAAGAGUGGAAAAAAAACCUGUACUCUUUUAAUGUUUGCAAUAAAUUCAGUUUUGAUAAACCCU